Leptomonas pyrrhocoris is the source of this 1156-nucleotide messenger RNA. RefSeq lists its product as hypothetical. The transcript has a single exon. The coding region runs from base 344 to 994 and encodes 216 amino acids. Lineage: Eukaryota; Euglenozoa; Kinetoplastea; Trypanosomatida; Trypanosomatidae. The record is from RefSeq and is a predicted model, not a curated record.
GCGCCACUUGGCCAGGAUCAACCACGACCAUUGCUGCUGCUGCUGCUGCUGCUGUGUGUUUGGAUCUCUCUCUCGUGCACCACACAGGCGUUGCUUCUUUCUUUUUCCUUUAACUCGUAUGAGGCGAAGUAGAAUGUGGUGUCGUGCACUCUCUCGCGCUUCGCUCACCGGGACCGCCUCCCACGCCGUGCGACGUCGGUCCGCGGGGCUGCGGUCGGGCUGCCGUCCUCGCAGCGCAACAACGGUCGCGGCGUCGUGUGUUCCUGUGCGGGGCUUCACGAGCUUCGCAGGAUUCUUCGCUGCCCAUCAUCGAUGCCCUGCGGCGUCCUCCGCAGCGCUUCGGAUGCCACGCCGCACCCAGAGCACCCUGCAGAAGCUGCUGGACGAUCCGCACGACCCGUACUUGGCUGCUCUGCAAGAGUUCGAUAUUCCUCGCAUUGCCGCCGUGGUCGAGGAGGGCCCCGCUCAGACAGCCAUCCCGGAAGCCUUUCUCCAGCGAUUGGGCCUGCGCACGGCGAGCGAUGUGACGGCUGCUGCUGCUACGCGUGCCGAGCACACCAGCCCGACUCCAGUUCCCCAAUGCUCCGCCGCAUCGUCCGCAGAGGCCGUCCUGCAGUCACUGCACGGUGCCGGGGCGGCGCGUCAGCACGAGGCGGCGGCGGCGGCAGCGGUGGAGUUGCAGUCCGCGCAGGCUGCCUACGACGCCCUCCCAUCGGAAGAGAAGGCGGCACUGCAGCUGGAGCGUUUGGUUUCGCAUUUGUUUGACGGUGUCUGUGCCAUCAACGCGGCCAUCCGCGUGCAAGCCGAGGACGAGGCGGUGUCGCCUGACGAGCGCGAUGCCGUCUUGCGCGUGUGCGCGCGGGUGGCGAGAGCGUACGAGGACGGGACCAUCUCUGCCGAGCGCUGGGCGGCGGACUUCGCGCCGGAGAUGAAGGAGCUGGAUGUGAUCUGGCGCCACCUCGGUGAUCCCCGGCCGCUGCCUGCAAAGAUGUAAGACGUUGGCUUUGCCGAAGGAGAGAGAAGAGACAGUUGAUACUGUCCGGUGUGGACAUGCCUUUUUUUUCCUCUUGUUCUGGUUGCGUGUGUUGUCGGGUUUUCUAACGUUUAUGAGGUGCGUGUAGUGAGGCGCACAACAGCUUUUAUGAUGGCUAUAAUG